AUGCAUAGAGACGGUACCAAGAAAACUGACUAUUCAAUACCAUUGCAAAAACCAGGACGAGCACAGCCAGGCCGGAAAGUGGGAAAUGCUACAGUACCACAUCCGCGGAUAAAACCUAACAUCCAAGGUUCGCAACCUGAAGGACGAAAUCCGGAAUAUCUCAGAGCCCGAGCCAAACAUUACGCGACACCCACAUGGGCUGAAGAGGAUAUUCCAGAGGACGGUGUUCGACUAUCGGCACUUCCCUCCACAGAUUUAGAGGAAGAUAGAGUUUAUCUUGUCAGAUGCCUCAACACAGGACAACUAGAGGCACUCGAACUAUACAAUGAUGGCAAAGAAAACGUUGACAUCCACCGAGCCGAAACUACGGAAACCCUCGUAACCAACACACCGAUACCUAGGAAAGAACCUAUUGGAAAACAAACCAAACACACAAAUUCACAGAAAUUAGCGGAAGAAGCUUCAAAAGGGAAACCCGAAUUAUCCUUUGAAGAAAUAGUUCCCAAAGAAUAUUGGGAUUAUAGAAAAGUUUUCGAAGGAUGA
Heterobasidion irregulare TC 32-1 is the source of this 543-nucleotide messenger RNA. RefSeq lists its product as uncharacterized. The coding region runs from base 1 to 543 and encodes 180 amino acids. The record is from RefSeq and is a predicted model, not a curated record. The transcript has a single exon. NCBI's taxonomy places the organism in Eukaryota, Fungi, Basidiomycota, Agaricomycetes, Russulales, Bondarzewiaceae.